This is a messenger RNA of Saccostrea cuccullata (small rock oyster), 2569 nucleotides long. RefSeq names its product synaptotagmin-17-like. Gene Ontology annotation, biological process: calcium ion-regulated exocytosis of neurotransmitter; regulation of calcium ion-dependent exocytosis; synaptic vesicle endocytosis. Bases 292 to 1641 code for a protein of 449 amino acids. The transcript is spliced from 4 exons. Gene Ontology annotation, molecular function: clathrin binding; phosphatidylserine binding; syntaxin binding. Gene Ontology annotation, cellular component: exocytic vesicle; plasma membrane. Lineage: Eukaryota; Metazoa; Mollusca; Bivalvia; Ostreida; Ostreidae. The record is from RefSeq and is a predicted model, not a curated record.
GAUGUUUUUGUGAAAUUGUACAUCGAAUUUCCAGAAUGUUUAAAUGAUUAAAGGCAGCCGGCAGAUGUGACGCCAACAAUAUGAAAAGUAUAAUUACACAUGCACUGGAAUAAAAGUAACCGUUGAUUUUGUAUAAUGAAAAGGACAAGACAAGACUGGCAAGAGAAGAGUUGAUUUAAUAUAUAUAAAAUCUGGACUCUUUCAGAUGGCUUUGCUAUCGAUCGUCCAAGGAGAUUGUCAAUAACUACAAGCUGUAUAUUGAUCGGACUACAAGUGACAUCGUCAGCAAAGAUGUCGUCCAUGUUGAGCGCAUCUUCCCGAUGCAUCAAGAAAAUUUAUGAAAUUCUCUGUUGUGACAACAAGUGUUGCGAUUGCUGUUUCGGAAGUGAGAAAAAAUUGACCAAGUCAGACAUUCAGCAUUCCUUCAGAGAAUCGUCUGUAAGACUGGAUUCAACAAGUUCUGCUACCGAUAGCAUGCGUAGCUUCAGGGAGAGAAUGGAAUCAGAUAAUAUGUCGUCAAGAACCGAUUCGGUUUCUUCGGCUUCACAACUAAGUGGAGAAUACCGACGAGGCACAACAACACCCGUUAUUGACAUGAAACCUAUAGAGUUCUGGGCUGCAAAUCGCGAAAGUGUUCAGCCUAAACAACAUCGCCGACGCCUUCCCAGUGAAACCGAAAUCAGCGUUGAAAACUUUCAACCAGAUUUAUAUGAAGAAGAUAAAUCUGAACCGUGUUUGACAGAUGAAGAAAAGUUAGCCAAAUACCAAUUAGGUCAAAUCCAUAUAGGAUUAAACUACGAGGUAUCUACCAAAGUGUUGGUGGUAAAGAUAAUUGAGGCAAAAGACCUCCCCAGACCUUAUUCCCUUGAUGAAAAUAAACAAGACAUGGCUCAUUCUAACCCGUAUUGUAAAGUUUGUCUACUUCCAGACCAAAAAAAUUCACAACAAACGUCUGUUCAGCGCAAAACACAGGAGCCAACAUGGAAUGAAUACUUCAUGUUUGAAAUUCCUUAUAGUGAAGUGCAGAUGCGAACAUUAGAAAUUUUGGUGAAAGACUUUGAUAAGUAUUCCCGCCACUGUAUCAUAGGUCAGGUGUACCUACCUCUUACAAACUUACAACUCCUCAAAGGCGUUCAUAUGUGGAAACCCCUCAGUCCAAGUACAAAGGAGAGACAUGACUUAGGAGAAAUACUGCUGUCUCUGAACUACCUACCAACGGCCGGGAGAUUAAAUAUUGACGUCAUAAAAGCAAAACAACUUCUACAAACAGAUAUGAUUGGCGGGUCAGAUCCCUUCGUAAAAAUAACGAUGGUGCACUUUGAAAAACCCAUCAAAACCAAGAAAACUUCCGGGAAGAAAAAUACCAUUGAUCCGGUGUUUAAUGAAUCCAUAAAUUUUAAUAUUACGCCACAACAAUUGGAAAACACGAGUAUUGUUGUCACAGUCUGGGACUACAAUUCAAAAAGUAAGGACGAUUUCGUUGGUCGUAUUGUUUUGGGGAAAUAUGGAACUGGACCCCACGAAUAUACCCACUGGAGCCGGAUGUUGAAUUCUCAACGUUCUGCAGUUGCGCAGUGGCAUUCGCUUAGAUCUCGCCAAGAAUGCGAUCAGGUGUCGCCUGCUUCUAUUGCAGUUCCAUGACAUGUUUACGUAAAGCAAAGUGAAGGUUAAUAUCAAACAUCUGUUGCUGACAAGAAUUUCCAUAUCUGCCAAAACAAGAAGCCAAUAUCUGUGCAGUAAUAUUUGAUAUUUUGUUAUGUAAAGACGUUUGAAAGUGGAAAUGUCAUACUUUAAGGACUUUGUUCAUUGUUUGAUACAGACUAAACAUAAUAUUGCCUGAAUUCAGUAUUGUUUGAUUCAGAGAGAUUUCACACCAUGUUUUCCGGUACCAUUGAAUGUUACAUGUAAGAAAAGGAUAUUCACAAAUAUUUUGUAUCACCUUGGAACAAGAGCAAAUACCUUUACUACAUCACGUGUUUCAGGCACUUGGUUAAAUAAUAGUAAAAGACAAAUUCAUCGCAUUUUCAUUAACUGCUCAUCAAAUAUAUAUAUUGUAAAUUUUUGAGAGGCACAAACAGAUUGAUAUGCGUUAUCUAUACUGUAAAUCACUUAAUUUUCGCGACACCUUAUUUUCGCGAGAGUCAUUGAAUCUUUUUUAGCGGGACAAAAUGUUCACGAAUUCUGGACAUUGCUCUAUAUAAUCUUAAGGAAUACUAAUAAACGCGAGAAUGAAAUUUUCGCGAGCAUAUUGUCUCGCGUAAUUACGCGAAAAUAAAGUUCUCGCGAAUAAAUAGUGAUUUACAGUACUUAAAAUCAUCUGUAAUACGUCAUGUUGGUUUGUUUAGAGAUCAUAUAUACAGUUUGAGCAGACAUUUUACAGUCGUGUUAAUAGCAUUGGUUGUGUUAUACGCACAAUGUAUAUCAAUUUGAUGUAAACAAUAACUGAGAAAUGUUACAUUGUUCUGCACAUAUAUAUUUUUUUAUAUGUAUUACUAAGAUAAUUUACCGCAGUGUUUGAAAAGCAUUGUCACCUUGUAAGGAUAGACAAUAAAUUGUUGCUUGUAUGUAU